AUGGCCGAUAAAGAUACCUUUUCCACAAUGGGACGAAGAGGGAUGCCUGGACGUCGCAGGCAUGUUUUACAAUUGGAUGAGAAUACAAAAACAAGUUAUUUAACUCAAACAGGAUGUUAUAGACCUGAUGAUAUGUUUGUUGAGAGCAAAAACUCUGUUAAAACUGGUUUGUCUUUGGUUGGUGAAUAUUCAGAUUCAGAAUCUGAUUCUGAAGGAGAAGCAGAACAAACUGACCCUGAUGUUGAAUCCAAAAUUAAUGGUGACACAGUGGUGAAGAGUGAAGAAAGUCAGCUUGUAAAAGAGAAAAAUGAUAGUCUCCAAGCAGAAAUGUUGGAGCUUGUUGGCAUUAAGAAAGAAACCUCAGCUGACAUUUUCCUUCGAGAGUUUCAAGCUUAUCAAAAGGAAAGUGUAGCUCCUGUGUAUAAUCGAGAAUUUAUUGCUUUCCAAAAGGAAAGCAAGGAGAAUAUAGAAAGCUCUCCAAUUUCAUCAUUAAAAGACGUUCAGAAAGAGAAUCCAACAAAAUCCUCAGAAGAUGCCAGUUCUGUGACAAAAAUCAACAAAACAUCUUCCAGUGGACUGAAGACACCUGAUAUAGAUUCUCAAGUUGCCUCUUUUCUUGCCGAAAUCGAUGCUCUUGGAGAUGAAGAAGAGAAAGAAAAGGUUGAAGAAUCCAAUGAGGCUGGCAUCAGUGAUAGGGGUUCUUGUAUUGAUCGGGAACAGAAUGUACAAUCCUCUAUGACCUUAUCUGAUUCUAAGAACAAAGACCCUCUGAAUGGUAAUAGUGCUACAACAAGCGCCUCCAGAACUGCUAAAGAGGAAGUUGAAGAAAAUGCAGUAGGAGUACAGCCACCCCCACUGCCCCAAGAAGAAAAAAUUGUCUGGCCAGAUGAACCCACAACAGAAUGGCAACAAUGUUAUGAUGAAAAUACACAGCACUGUUACUACUGGAACAUCAAUACAAAUGAAGUCACAUGGGAGAUCCCUGCUGAAUUUACACAAUAUUUACUACUUUACAGGGAAUAUGAAGAGAAAAUCACCAAACUUAUGAAAGAGGGAAAAACAAAACCAAAAAAGAAGAAAAUGCACAAAAAGAGUGAAAAGAGCAAGGUGAAGCAGAAUGAAAACGAAUCUGAAACCUCAUCAAAAGAUUCAAGUGUAGAACCUCAGGUAGAGUAUGGACCACAUCUACCUUCAUCCAGCAGCAACAACAACAACAACCUUAAAGACACUUGCAGUUCUCCAGAAACUGCUGGACCAGCCACUGUAAUAACAGACACAAGCAGUCCUGUUGAUUCUACGGCUGCAAUAACUGUCAGUACGACGACUGUGAAUGUAGAUAGCACACGGGAGUCUCUGACUGCCGAUUUGGCAAUGAUGGAAUUGUGCAAGAAGAAAUUCAAAGCUCGGAUUAGUCGAGAAGAGGAAAGUGGAAAAUCCUCUGUGUCACUGUCAGUGGACUCUGCAACCAAAGACAAUUCACUUCCAACCGAUUUUGAAGAAGGGCUUCUAGAUAUAGAUGAAGUUGACAGAGAGUUGGAACUAGCUCUUGAAAGAAAAAAAAAUGAACUGAAGUGCUUAGAAGAGGAAGAAAAACAAUCCUAUGAAAGUGUAAAAGUACGUGGGAAAAGAAAAUAUCACAAUGACAAAGUGAGUGACGAUAGUUCUGCUGAUGAAGUCUCUACUCAAAAGUCUUCCAAACGGUCAAGAGACCAAAGGUCACGAGACCACAAAGAGUCAUCGAAACAUUCUAAGAAGGUUAAACACAAAAAAGAUGAAACAAAUGGUAUCUCUUCAGAUGACUCUAGUCCUUUAGGUACAUCAUCUAAAAAGUCUAGAAGUAGUGACCAGAAGAAAUCUCACAGAAGUCAUCAAUCAAAGAAAGAGUCUCGUCCUAAAAAAGUUAAAGAACAUGGUGAUAGCAAAUCAAGGUCCUGUGAUGAUGCAGAAGAAAACAAGAUGAGAGAAUCUGCACUUGAUUUGAGUCAGGUGGUGAUGGAUAAAAUGGAUUUCCUUGAGAUUGAUGUCAGUAAGCAAUCCAAGCUCGAAGUUUUAUAUGUUCAACUUAAGACACGCAUUUCAGAUUGGCAUGCAGGAGGUCUGUCCACGAAAUAUUUUUAUGCCAAACUACAAGAAGCUAACCAACAACUUGGGCAAUACGAAAAAAGUGGAGCUCCCGCAGGCUGGUCGGUCAACUGGGACAGAACAUGCAAGCGUUAUUUUUAUACCAAUAAUACCACCGGCCAUUCACAGUGGGAGUAUCCUGAUCAGCCAUCUAAGGAAGAAGAGAAUGAGCUCCCAGACAAUCUUGAGUCAGUGACUGGCUCAUUGCCCCUGCCUUUACUGCCACCUCAUCCCCCACCAUCUUCAUCACCUUCAUCAUUAGAGAAAACUCAAGAAGCUUCAGUAGAAGCAGACAAAGAGCAUCAGAAAGUUGCCAAAGAGUAUGAGCGGCGAGAUAAGUCUUCAGAGAAGGAAAAAUAUUCAUCAUCCAAGUCGGAAGGACGGAAAGAAAAGAGGAGUAGGAAGGAAAGCAAAUCAUCAAAAAGUUCAAGAAGCAAGGAUUCAUCAAAAAGUAAAUCUCGUUCAGAAAGUUCAAGUUGUUCAAAGUUAAAGGAUUAUGGCUGUGAAAUGAGCGUCUACCCUGGAGAACCACCCCCACCAGGUACAGAACCUAACCUGCAAUCAUCUGCUCCGACUGUGUCCAGUGCUUCUAUUGGAGAAACCAACAGCCCACAGUUGGAUAAUAAGAAUCCUUUAAAACUAACUCAAACUGUUGAGGAUGAUCUGGAAGAUGUAAUGAAGCUGGCGGCAUCGCUAAAUAAGCCUGUUACUGCACGCACUUCAGCUUCUGGUGCGACAGAUGAUAUAGAUGAUAUGGAAAUUGAUCCUGAAGAUGAAGUUGCAACCGCUGCUGCUUCCCUCUUACCAUCAGCUGAUUUUAAAAUCAACUCUGCAAAUACAGGGAGCAAUGGAACAACUGUGUCAGUGCAGGAUACUGUUGGCAACCAUAAUACCAGUAGCUCUGCUGUGAUAUCUAAACCACCUCACAUCACACGCCCAGCACCGAGUGCGGAGUCUUUACCUGUGUCAGCAGUCUCAGAAAGUACCCUGACCUACAGUGGACACAUGGAGACUACUGGAAGUGAUGCCCCAAGCAUGUCGCAUUUGACAAUCUCCAGUCUAUCUGAAUUACCCAAUGAUUCAUCCAACAGUCCAAAACUGACAGAUAAUAAUGAAGCCAUAGAAACAAUAAAAAAUCCUAAAGAGAAAAAGAAGAAAAAAGAUAAGGUCAUCACAAAAAUGGCAGAAAGUGAAAAAAAGAGACUAAAUAAUAAGAGCUUUUAA
This is a messenger RNA of Acanthosepion pharaonis, 3345 nucleotides long. NCBI's taxonomy places the organism in Eukaryota, Metazoa, Mollusca, Cephalopoda, Sepiida, Sepiidae. The record is from the annotation of a GenBank genome assembly.